Molecule: messenger RNA, 3903 nt
Organism: Ascochyta rabiei
Lineage: Eukaryota; Fungi; Ascomycota; Dothideomycetes; Pleosporales; Didymellaceae
Product: Putative elongator complex protein 1
Exons: 8
Coding region: 1-3903 (1300 amino acids)
Biological process (GO): tRNA wobble base 5-methoxycarbonylmethyl-2-thiouridinylation
Cellular component (GO): cytosol; elongator holoenzyme complex
Molecular function (GO): tRNA binding
Source: RefSeq, a predicted model, not a curated record
AUGCGAAACCUCAAGAUCGUGGGCAGGGCGCUCCUGCAGUUCUCGGGCGAAAAUCCCCUGCCCCUCACUGCCACGGCCUGGGACGCCGCAUCGAACUCGUUGAUAUGCGCCUUUGGACCAUCCGAGUCACGUGCUGCCAUGGAGCUCAAACGACUCCACUACACACGCAGCGGUGCCGAAGAGCGACUGGAGAGCAUAGCCGCGUGGGAUGCACCGUGCCCGCUGCCGUCGCUUACACACGACUCGGUAGCAAGCUUGCACCAUUUCGCCGACACAUCGACGACAUGUCUGAUUCUAGCUGGAGGCGACAUCAUCCUAGUCAGAGAAAACCCGCUCUCGAAUGAAGACCUGGUCGAGAUUGUGGGUUCGGUCGACGCCGGUAUUUCUGCUGCAGCAUGGUCGCCGGACGAGGAACUUCUUGCCAUCACCACCCAGGCCGACACACUUCUUCUGAUGAGCCGGGAUAUCGAAAACAUCGCAAGCAUCACGCUCGCACCGGCGGAUGUGAAUGUCUCCAACCACGUGUCUGUCGGCUGGGGGAAGAAGGAGACGCAGUUCAAAGGCAAAAGAGCCAGAGCACUACAGGAUCCCACUGUGCCCGAGCAUAUCGAUGCAGGAGAGUUGAGUCCGUUCGACGAUCGCUCUGUCACCAUCACUUGGCGAGGAGACGGUGCGUACUUUGCCCUCACCAAAGUCGAGCAGGAGCAGCGCCGUAUGAUUCGAGUGUACUCGCGAGAGGGCCAGCUGGAUAGCGUAAGCGAACCAGUCGACGGACUUGAGGGUGCACUCAGUUGGCGCCCUUCUGGAAACUUGAUCGCCAGCGUACGCCGCACCAGCGAGAAGCUAGAAGUCGUCUUCUUUGAACGCAAUGGUCUUCGCCAUGGCCAAUUUGAUUUACGCCUCACGCAGGAAGAGCUUGCUGGUUGGAAGUCACCGUUGACUGUAAAAUGGAAUAGCGACUCGAGUGUGCUGGCCGUAUCGUACGCAGACAGAGUCCAGCUGUGGACUAUGAGUAACUACCACUACUACCUCAAACAGGAGCUCACCUUUCCGUCGCCAGCACGCCAUACGCCGUUGUGCUCAUGGCAUGCCGAGCGACCUCUUGCGGUCGCUGUUUCGACGCCAGAAGCACUGCAGAUCGUUGAGUUCCUGUCUACUACUGCGGUCGGCUCAGUCGCACCACCAAACGACUACGGGCUCGUUGCUUCGAUUGAUGGCUUGUCGCUGAAGCUCACACCACUAAGAAUCGCAAACGUGCCACCACCCAUGGCGUUCUGCACGCUGUCACUAGAACGCAAGGCCAUCGAUAUUGCGCUUUCCCAGUCUGGCACUCGGCUUGCAGUGCUCUCAGAUGACAGCCUGGCAGUGUAUGAGCUCGACGUGACCAAGAGACCUAUAUCGAAACCAUCAAUUCUGUGGCGAAGCCAUGCACUCGCUGGAAUACUACCACGUCAUGUCAGUUUCGUUGGCGAUGAUCAAUUGUGUGUUUUGACAGAUAGCUGGCAUGAAGACGAGAGCUCGCUCUGGAGAAGCGAAGGCGAAGAGCUUCUUGGACGCUAUCCUAUCGUAGAAGCAGACGAUGCAUCGUCUCUCUUCAGUGGUGUAGACUACCAAAAUCUCUACGUACAAUUGCAGAACGGCGCGUUGCACCAGGUCGACACGAAGGAGAUGUCUUUCAAUCAGCCAGCACAAACCACGUUAGUGCAAAAAUUUCCGGCGUUUGCGCCCGAGGCUAGAAUCAUCACCGUCGAUGGACAUGACAUUGCAUUUGGUCUCACCAAAAGUGGUGUGCUAUUCGCCAAUGAACGCGUUCUCGUCCGCAACUGCACCUCGUUCGUGGUCACGCCAGCUCAUCUCAUAUUCACGACUACACAACACCUUCUCAAGUUUGUGCACUUGGCGACUAUAGAUGAACUCGAAGUACCAGGGGACGAGCCGCAAACGGACGAACGCUGCCGAAGCAUCGAACGUGGUGCGAAGCUGGUGACGGUCAUGCCAACAACCUACUCUGUCGUCCUGCAGAUGCCACGAGGAAACCUAGAGACCAUCUACCCUCGAGCGCUCGUGCUCGCAGCAAUUCGACGCAGUAUCGAGGCUGAUCAGUACAGCGAGGCGUUUUUUGCUUGCCGCAACCAACGUGUAGAUAUGAACAUCCUCCAUGAUCAUGACUCGGAACGCUUCAUGAAAAGCAUCGAGUUGAUUGUCACUCAAAUCAAGAAGGUUGAGCACAUUGACCUGUUCUUGUCUCAGCUUCGUAAUGAGGAUGUGUCAGAAACGAUGUACCGCGAGACUCUCAAGACGAAGGACCUCGUGAGCAAGCCGAAGCUUUCGCAAGAACAGGUGGCCAACAAGGUCAACCGCAUUUCUGAUGCAUUCCUUGCUGUGCUCGAGCAACAGCAGUACAAGGACGAACAUCUGCAGAACAUCAUCACCGCUCAUGUGUCCAAGGUGCCACCUGCGUUGGAGGCCGGGCUGGAGAUGAUUGGAAGAUUGCAGUCGUCCCAGGACCCUCUUACAGACAAAGCUGCUGAGCACAUCUGCUUCCUUGCUGAUGUCAAUCAACUUUACGAUACCUCCCUUGGUUUGUAUAAUCUGGAUCUCGCUUUGCUUGUCGCCCAGCAGUCACAAAAGGACCCUCGAGAGUACCUGCCUCAUCUUCAGUCUCUGCAAGACCUCCCUGACAUCCGACGGAAGUUCCAAAUCGAUGAUCAGCUCGGCCGUCGCGCCAAAGCACUCGCGCACCUCAAGGAACUCCAGGCAUUCGACGAAGCGCAAGACUACAUUCAGCAACAUGUCUUGUACACCGAGGCCUUGGCCAUGUAUCAGUACGACACAGCAUACCUGAAGAAGAUUAUGCGUCUCUACGCCGAACACCUCAGCAGCACAAACAAGCACGAAGAAGCUGCCUUCGCCUACGAAUACCUCAACGACCACGCCUCAGCUUGGCCCAGCUAUCGAUCCGCUAACCUCUGGCGCGAGGCUCUCUCGUCUGCAACACUGGCCGGCGUCUCUUCUGAGGAACUCUUAGAUCUCGCUUCCUCACUGGCCGAGGGCCUCAGCGAGUCGAAAGACUAUUCUUCCGCUGCAACGAUAACCCUCGACUACCUCUCUGAUCUGCCUUCUGCAGCAAGACUGAUGUGCCGCGGCCACCACUUCGCCGAGGCCACGCGGCUAGUCAUCCUCCGCCGUGAUCCUUCCCUCAUAGAAUCUGUCAUCGAUCCGUCUCUCAUCGAGCGUAGUGCAGACAUGACGGAGUUCCUCGCCGACAUGCGGUCACAACUGCUCGCUCAGGUACCUCGUCUGCAGGAACUGCGAACCAAAAAAGCCGACGACCCAAUGGCAUUCUACGAUGGCAUGGACGGCAUUGACAACAACAUACCGGACAACAUCUCGCUCGCACCCACCGAUACAACAAGCGGAGGCACUUUUAUGACGAGGUAUACGAAGCAGACUGGUACGGUAAACACGACCGCGACACGCAAAACCAGUAAAAACAAGAGACGCGAGGAGAGGAAGAGAGCCAAGGGCAAAAAGGGCACUGUCUACGAGGAGGAGUACCUCGCAAACUCUAUCGAGCGUCUCAUCGAACGCAUAAACAGCAUGCAAGACGAGAUCCGACGCUUGAUUGAGGGGCUGAUGAAGAGGGGCAUGAGAGAGCGUGCCGACGCGGUGAGUAGAGCGCACCAGGACGUUGUAGAGCGGUGUAGAGAGGCGGUGCGCGAGAUGUACCCUGUUGAUGUGGAGGCGAAGAAGGCAGAGGAUGGUGUUGAGGCUGCUGGCGUGAAUGGAGAGACGCUGAGGCCGACGGGUGGUGACGCCACGCUAUGGGAUAGUCUGCAGGAGGUGGAGAGGAAAAGAGUCGCGCCGAUUGUCAAGGGGGUUGACAGGUUAAGUUUGCUUUGA